AUGAUGCAGUUAAAGAGUGCAUGGACACCGCUGGCAAAUAAAGAUGCAAAUAAAAAGCUUUUUGAAGAGCGGAAGUGCCUGUUACUAUCUUGGUUCUCGAAAUGGUCUGAAAGUCAAAGAACGCAAGCAGUAAUAAGCCUCUUUGAGCUAUGCACAAAUAAGCAGCUCGAAGCACUAGCUCACUUCAUAGAGAACAGAAUACCUGUAUAUCAGGUAGAUUUCACCAGGACACUGCCACGGUUUUUGUGCAUUUAUAUAUUUUCCUUUCUGGAUCCCCGAAGUCUCUGUCGCUGUGCGCAAGUUUGUUGGUAUUGGCGGUAUUUAGCUGAAGCGAAUGAAUUAUGGGCUUCAAAAUGUAUCCGGCGUGGAUGGGAUUUAAUUGCUUCACAAAGUCAAUGGGAACCAGGAAUAUGGAAAAAGCAUUAUAUUCAAAAUAUACGUUGUCUUCAGUUGUAUAGUAUUUCAAAAUCGUCUGCAAGAAGUAGUGACGUGAUAGAACAGUGCUCAGGAAAUCUGUACACUAAACACUCAGAAUUUUCAAGCAAUCAUUCCAAUCAUACUGACAAUAAUGGCAAUGAUGAGUCUGCUGAAUACUGUCGUAGUUACAAAACUGCAGAUACUGAUCGAAGUAGAACAAAAGAUGAUUGUAAGAAGCCUAAAGAUGAUGGUCAUUUAUCAGAAAGAAGCAAAAUUGAUAAAGUCAGCCUAGAACCAUGGCGUGCACCAAGUCGUAAACCAUCUGAAAUACAUCGUUUGAAUUAUUUUGAUAAUGAAAUCAGCGUGUCGAAAUUAUCGAGGAGUGAAAUACAACGAAGACGUUAUAACAGUGCUGGGACAAGAAGAUACUCCACAAUAUCCUCAUCGUCAAAUACACAAAAUAUUUAUAAGUCUACACAAGUUAAAAGUGAUCUCCAUGAACCAGAUGAUAAUAUUUCUGUCAAUUCUAAGCAACGUCAAAGUGUAAAUAUGGCAAAAUCAAUUUAUUCUAAUGAUUUAUUAAUUAUUCCUCGUAAAUAUUCUCAACCAAUACCAUGGAAACCAACAUCAUGUUAUUUAUCUAAACCUUUACAAAUUAAUUUUGACGAGAAUAUGAAGAAGAUGAAGGAGAAGAAGAAAGAUCAAAGAAAUUCUGUUCACCGUCAUCAACAUCCUCAGAAUUUAAAUGUACAAAAUAAUGACCUUGAGGAAAAUAAAGAUGACUUAAACAAAUUACACGCGCAUAAUUCAAAAGUAGACAGAUCAAUAAAGUCACCUGUGUUGGAAGAGAAAAUAACGCAACAGAAAGAAUUAUACAAUGAGUAUCAUAACACAGAUAAUCUAAGCACAUCUACAAGAAGUUCAAUGCAUCAAUCGAAAUCGAAAAUCACCGCAUGCAUUGAAAGCCCGAAAACCUUGGAUCAUUCUAACGCAGUUAAUAUAAUCAAUAGUGAUAAUAAAAAUAGUCAAAAUCUUCAAAAUCCUCCGUCUUAUCGAUCCCUUUGUGCUUCACUACCAUCAUCUCCGUUAACAUCACCGUCAGUGGAAGAAGUUGACUCAUCAGUCCAUCACAGCAUUGAUGGUCAGCAACAUCAACGAUUGUCUUCACCUAAAGCGAAAUCAACGAUGACAGUGACGUCGAUGAAGUCAAGUGAAUCAAAAUCAAGGACGUUGGAUUCUUCAGAUAACCUGUGUAAUAAUAAUAAUAAUGAUUCAGUGCCACAAACAGUAGAAGAGAAGGAUAGUGAUCAAGACAAUAAUGAUAAUAAUGAAGAUCCAUACAAAGAAAGUCCUGAAAAGUGAUGA
Molecule: messenger RNA, 1782 nt
Organism: Trichobilharzia szidati
Lineage: Eukaryota; Metazoa; Platyhelminthes; Trematoda; Strigeidida; Schistosomatidae
Source: the annotation of a GenBank genome assembly